AAUGAGAUUUUUCUCUUUUCAGAAGAAAUGGAAUGUUUAUCGAGUCAGAACGGAUUAAAAAAUAAAUAAUCUAGGAUGUACUAUUGUAUCGGAUGGCCCCGUGUGGCCCGGUUGCCCCAGGAUGAACCUGGAACCCCGGUCCAAGUAUCCUGUAAUAGGGACAGAAUCCUAGUUGCUGUGCUAACUACAGAUUCGGUUCUUAUUUGGUACAAUAAGCCCUGCGUUCCCAUAAUCUCCCACCGACGUAGCUCCAGUUCUAUCCUGGAGCUAGGGGAGAACUGCAUACUGGUCUGGAAACCGGAUAGUUCUAUGAUAGCUGUAGUUACUACCGGCGGACAUGUCGUCUUCUACAGCAUUGUAGUUCUCACUGAGGUGAAAACACUAUAUGAUCAGGUUGACCCUUCAAACAUGUCGCUGAAGAGGGAGAGCGCUGAAUUAUAUUUUAAGGAAAAUGUUCCACCCCUCAUAUUCUCUCAAGCUUUCGAGAUUUCUGUACCUGGCGGGGUUACAGAUAUAGUAACUAUCAGAGAUGAACUAAUGAUAUCUACUAAGGACGGGCAUAUUCUGAGGUAUAUGUGGGACGGACAAUUAAACCGUGACUACUGCUUGGAUCUGAGAAGAAUUCCAUUUUGUACUGAUCAACAAGUUCUUAGGGCUGUUCCUCUGGUGGACCAGGGUUAUGUAACCCAUCUCUCCUAUUCUCCUCUCCUAGGAGGGUUCACCAUAGUUCUCAGUGAUGGUAGAGCUGCAUUCCUCGUCGCAGCAACUCUCAAGUUCGAUCCAAACUCAGUUCAGGGUAUCUGGGCUGGUGGAGUUGAGGAUAUCACCUGCACCGCCUCCAACCACAAGUUCAGGUUGAUGGGGUUCGGUCGGAAGAAUUCUCAGGGUAUAGUAUACUCUAUAGAUGAAACUACUGGAGGAUUAUCCGUCUCUCAUAAACUUAUUCUUCCAACCAAAGAUUAUCCAGGAUGUCCUGGUCCAGUUACUGGGCUUAGAUGGACCCCGGACAGUAUGUGUUUGGCUAUGGUGUGGGCUGGGGGCGGUUUCUCUAUUUGGUCCACCUUUGGAACUAUGAUACUUUGUAGCCUAGGUUGGGACCAUAGUGCUUCUAUUACAGAUCCUAUGAAACAGGCUCCGUACAAUAUAAUUGACAUGGACUGGGCGGGAGAAGGAUAUCAACUCUGGGCGAUAAACUCGGCGGAGAGGAAGUUUACGGGGAACCAAGAUGCGGAGUUCUGUCCGUUCCCAAAGGAAGGAGAAGAGCAGCCUGACGAACCAUCCUUAAUGGGGAAUAAUGUUCUAAUUAUUCCGUUUGUAAAGAGUCCUCUCUCAGUCAACCCUGCAAUGAGUGCUCUGGAUAAACUAUAUCUUCAAGGAGAAGAUCGGUUAUAUCUCAACUCUACGGAGAAUGUUAGCUCAAUCCCACUAACUAAAGCUGAGACGGCGGAGCUAAAGAGUUCUACAUCUGCCAAUCCUCAAUCCUCUGCUAGUAAACAGUGGACUGUAGUUAUCAUUCCUCAUACCUAUAUCAGCUCAAGCUGGCCAAUAAGGUAUACCGCUAUGGAUGACACUGGAACUUAUAUAGCUGUGGCUGGUCGAACUGGUCUAGUUCAUUAUUCAACUUCAACAAGGAAAUGGAAAAUGUUUGGGAAUGAAACCCAGGAGAAGGAGUUUGUUGUAACCGGUGGUUUACUCUGGUGGAAGGAUUUUCUGGUUAUAGGAUGCUAUAAUCUAACUAGUAAUAGAGACGAAGUGCGGAUUUAUCCUCGUGAAGCGAGGCUAGACAAUUCAUAUUCAUCCGUGGAGGUCGUGGAGGCUCAAGUCCUUCUCAUUAAUAAAUUAGAGGACAGGUUGAUAGUUUACUGCUCCAACAGUCAUAUAUCUCUUUAUGAUAUCUACACAGAAGUUGGGAACCCACCUGUAUCCCGACUGUCCAGGGCUAGCCUGGAAGACGACCCUCCCUGGAAUGUUCAAUGUAAACUGCGUAAAGUACAAGAUGUUGACGCAAGCCUACUCUCCAUCCAUCCUGCUUGCGUAGUUUCAGUGUCUCUUUCACAUCUUAAAACGGAAUCAGUGCGUCAGAGAAAGGAGAGUGAACGUGAGUCUGUAGAACGUGAGCUACGGAAUGAUACCGCCAGUUUGAUCCUGAAUGUAAGUGGUAAGGUAGUUCUGGUUCAGAGAGAGAGAACAAAUACAGACGAACUCCUUUACUCAGCACCAACUGUACUGGCCGGUCAAUGUGAGCAGGUUUGGUUGCCACGAAGAUCUUGCAGUACUAAACCUCAUCUCACGUUAUCUCUCUGGUUGUACUGCGGUGCUGCUGGGAUGAAAGUCUGGCUUCCACUCUUCCCUAAGGAAGGUGAAAGUCAGCACUCCUUUAUGGCUAAGCGUAUAAUGCUUCACUUUCCUCUAGAGAACAUAUACCCGCUCUCCAUACACUUCGAGGAGGCCAUCAUUGUUGGAGUGGAGAACGAUUGCCAGCUAUACCCUGGGAACCCUAGCGGGCCCUCCAUCCUACCCUUCACUACCCUGGAGAGAGUGAGUCAAGUGUUUCUUCAACAACUCCUUCGUCAGCUCAUCCGUCGGAACCUUGGACAUCAUGCUUGGGAGAUAGCUAGGAGCUGUAUAACCUUGCCCUACUUCCAGCAUAGUCUGGAGCUGCUUCUACACUCCGUCCUGGAGGAGGAAGCUACAAGUAAAGAACCUAUUCCCGACGCUCUCCUACCCUCUGUUGUUGAUUUCAUCCGUUCCUUUCCCGUCUACAGAGAGACAGUUGUUAGAUGUACAAGGAAGACAGAGGUUGCUCUCUGGCCUUAUUUGUUUGCUGCUGUUGGGUCAGCUAAGGAGCUUUUUAUUGAAUGUUUGGAGAAGAAAGAGCUGCAUACAGCUGCUUCAUACCUGAUCAUUCUUCAGUCUCUUGAACCUGCAUCAGCUGCAAAGCAGCAUGCAACCCUUCUCCUCGACGCUGCUCUGGAUAAUGGAGCUUGGGAUCUUGCCAAAGACUUAGUUCGUUUUCUCCGUGCUAUUGAUCCGGACGAAUGUGAUGAGAUUUCUUCUCCGAGAGCAACUUCAGUACUGCCGUCCUUCCCGUCUCCUCUGUCUCCGGCCCAGGCAGGAGAAGAGGAUUUAUCCCUGGUGCUUGGAACCCUGGUGGUUCCAAGAUCAAGAUCUAUCUCUACGAAUGCUCCGCCUAAAACCUCUCCACCCGAACAUCAAUCAUUAUCUAGGUCUAUGAGUGAGAAGCAACCUCGAUUACGAAAGAUCUCCUCCUCUUCAAGUCCUAACACGAGCAGGGAUGGAGCUAACGGCACAGCGGAGGAGUUCUUCAUCGAUAUGAUCCUGGCCAGGCACGCCAGGAAGCUCCUUAUGUCCGGGAAUCUGGUGGAUUUAGGAAAAUUUUCUGUUCAUCUCGACUUUUAUCUGGUCUCUUGGCUAAGGCGGGAAUCCAGUCGAGCAGCACUAUUGGAGGAUUUUGUCUGGGCACUCAGAAGAAUCCAUUCAGAUUUCAGCUGGCCCUGGCCCACAGGUUCAAGUACUUCGGGAAGUGAGACUCGGAGCAGAACGUCAUCUCAUCCGUCCUUAGGAGAUCCAACCCUAGGGGUUGAAGAUAAACUCAGAACUCUAUUUGUUGACUGCGGGGACAGACCUGCAACUGAGAGUGGAUACAUGUCAAAUUCUACUGGAAGACAGGUUUCAGAGCAAUCUUUGCUCUCAGAGCACGCCGUGGACGCGAUGCUCAGGGUUCGGGACAGAACUGAUCAGCUCAGUGUUCUGUCCGAGGAUCAGGAUUUAGGAAGUGUAUGUGAUGAUUCCCAUUCAGCCUCCAUCCUAACUUCUCCACCUCCACCAACCUUCACGGAGGCAUCCACAGACACGCCUCCGAAGCAAGAGGUUCAGCUCCGGUAUAUCCUCCAAAUAUUUGUUGAGGCCGGUUGCCUGGACUGGGCAAUCUCCGUAGCUGUUGUGCUACGGGACGCGAUGGCGAUCAUAAGAAUAGUGAACGCGGCGAGAAGCGCACCGGACGCCCCUAAGAUAGUUCGCCGGCUUUACGAUGGAUUUAUUCAACUAGAUGGAUAUGCCCAGCAUACAUGUUUAGGAUACAGAGGUUUUCUAAACAGUAUUCAACCUCAGAUAAGAAGCCUUUCUCGAUUUGUCAAUGCUUCUCCACCCUCUAUUCUAACAGGAAAGACUCCUAGCCGCAGCUCCCUUACCAGUUCUUCUCCGCCCCUUCGACCUUCCCUCCCUAGAUCAUUAAGUGAUCCCAAGGGAACCGGGAGUAAAACCCCCCCUAGAUCCUCCCCCUCCCCUCCAUCUACACCAGGAGAAAGUAUAGAAACCGAAGAAGAUCCUUCUGCUUGUACAAUUUCAUAAAUAAUCCAUCCUUGAUCUCCAGUAGCUCCUCUACUCUUAUCUCCCCUCCGAACCCACCAGUAUUCCGACACCUUACAUUCCUCCUUGGUUUCGAAUCUCCGGCUUGAGUAGUGAUUCAAUCUGUGAUCUUGUCCCACGCCUGGUCGUGUUAAGAAGAUAAUAAUGAAUUCGUUUUAUUCUGUAAGAAAUUAUGUUUUCAUCCUAUUAUUCAUAACCUUUUUGUCAGUUGUCAGUGAAUGUAUUUUAAGAUUAUUGAAAAUAUCCGAUCGAUCAUUUUUUAGAUAAUUUUUAUAGUUUCCCAUGAAGUAGAUAAAGUAUAGAAAUUAAUUAUCAUGAUUCAAAUCAUGCCGAAUGCAUUUAUUUUAAUGGUAUGGGCGUUUGUUAAAGUUUUUAUAUAUUUUAUUAGUUUUUACAUUAGUUUUUUUUAUCAUACAAAACCGUGAAAUAGUAUUGAAUGCAAUACAAAUGUUUGGUUCAAGCAAUAAUUUAGUUGGCAAAAAUUUACAAUCUUUAGCGAUACACUAAUUAGUCAUUUUUUGCGUAAAUAAGCAUAAUAUUUAACCUCUUUUCUUGGCUUUUUAAUUGAUUCUUUCUGUCUAUUAGAAGUUGUAAUAGCUAACAUUUUUACUGUGCAAAAGUAUUCUGCAAAAAAAUCUACGUUUCUUUGCUUUCAAUUAAAGAGACUCGUGUUGAUGCAAAGUUGGCGUUAUUUGAGAUUUAUUGCAACUGAUUUAAACAUUUUAAAUUUAAUAUUUUUCAAAGCAAAAUGUCGACUGUUAGUAAGUUAAGCUAUUUUUUUAAUACUAAUCAUAAUCUUAUGUUUUGAAACUGUAUUGUGAUGGGAUCUAUAUUUCUGAUUUUGUAGAAUUUAUAUCUGUAUUGUAAUUCAAUGCUUGAAUUGUAAAUAGUCUAUCCAGUACAAUAGGUUGCAAUGGGAUUUGGAAGAAAUUAUGUCGUGUAGAGGCAAUUAAAUUCAAGAUUAAACAAAAGGAGAAAAGAAUAAAGACAUUAAUUUAAACUAAUUUAGCUGCUAACUAAAUCUGUCAAAAUUUAUUACAUCUAUUGCAAAUUUCGACACUGAAAUUGAACUUGCGCCAGUGAUGUAAAUACAGUUGUGUUAAAUGCAUACUUAUGCUUCAGUGCCCUUAUUGUACAUGAUAAUCUAUUUGCAUGAAAUGAGACAAAUAUUUAAUAUUUAUGAAUAUAUUGCAGA
Messenger RNA from Eurytemora carolleeae, 5584 nucleotides. It is a transcript of the gene Rich, whose product is annotated as guanine nucleotide exchange factor subunit Rich. Gene Ontology annotation, molecular function: protein binding. The transcript is spliced from 26 exons. NCBI's taxonomy places the organism in Eukaryota, Metazoa, Arthropoda, Copepoda, Calanoida, Temoridae. Gene Ontology annotation, biological process: retrograde transport, endosome to Golgi; intracellular protein transport. Gene Ontology annotation, cellular component: cytosol; Ric1-Rgp1 guanyl-nucleotide exchange factor complex; Golgi membrane. Bases 76 to 4371 code for a protein of 1431 amino acids. The record is from RefSeq and is a predicted model, not a curated record.